AUGCCUGUGCCCCCACCCCCCACCCCCCGCAGACAUACACACCGGCCCCACACACACCUCCAUCGGGGAAGAAGCCCAGAAGGCGAUCCAACCUCGCCGCGCAUCCUCCAGCUAUCCCUCCAUCCGACUCUGCUCAUCUCCCCUUCUUCUCACCUCCUGCACUGUGCCUGCCCACGGACUACACGGCGGACACUUCCCGACUUGGCCACAUUCCCGGCGUUCCAUUGGCUCACGCUGGUCACAUGCUGCCUACUGCCAUCCCUGAUUGGAGCGGGCGAGACUUGGGGCAUGGUCUCCACUUGCCCGUUCCAUUGCGUAUGUCGAAACUUAUCGGAGUCUUUAAGUACUCUGUGUGCGGACAAAGGAUUACUAUUCGUCCCCCCCAAUGUUGACAGGAGGACAGUGGAGCUAAGACUGGCUGAUAACUUCAUUACAGAAGUCGGGGGUAGCGAUUUCGCCAACAUGACCGGGUUGGUUGACCUGACUUUGUCCAGGAAUACCAUCCAUCAUAUACGACCAAUGGCCUUUGCGGAUCUCGAGAGUCUCCGCUCAUUACAUCUGGAUGGUAACCGCUUGACGACGCUAGGGCCGAGGGACUUAGCGGGUUUGAUCAAUCUGCAACAUCUGAUAGUCAACAACAAUCAGCUGGUCAAAGUGUCACCCCAAGUGUUCGAUGACUUUCUCCUUACGUUGGAAGACCUCGACAUGUCCUACAACAAUUUGAAAAGAGUUCCCUGGGAGUCCAUUCAGAACAUGGCCAGUCUGCACACGCUCAACCUGGACCAUAACCUGAUCGACCACAUCGCGGAGGGGGUCUUCGGGGAGCUGUAUAAGCUAGCAAGACUCGAUAUGACCUCCAACAGGCUGCGCACCCUCCCGCCUGAUCCCCUCUUUGCCAGGUCCCAAACAGGAGCAAUAAGCCCCACCCCCUACAACGCCGUCAUCAGCUUGAAUUUUGGCGGGAACCCACUGCACUGUAACUGUGAGCUGCUCUGGCUCCGCAGGCUGGUCAGGAGAGACGACAUGGAGACGUGCGCAACGCCCCUUCACUUGGCUGGAAAGUAUUUCUGGUCCAUUCCGGAGGAGGAGUUCACCUGCGAGCCCCCCCUCAUCACCCGCCACACUCACAAGCUGUGGGUGCUGGAGGGGCAGAGGGCCACCCUGAAAUGUCGCGCCAUCGGAGACCCAGAGCCGGUGAUCCACUGGGUCUCCCCCGACGACCGCAUCAUCGCCAACACGUCCCGAACCAGCUCCUUCAGCAACGGCACACUGGAUAUCUUAGUUACUGUUGCCCGGGACGACGGGGCGUACACUUGCAUCGCCAUCAACGCGGCGGGAGAAGCCACCGCCACAGUGGAUCUGAAAAUCAUCCCGUUACCACACAGGGGCGGAGCGGGAGGGAACCCUGGGAAUACCAACACUAAAACCAACAGGAACGUCACCAAUGGAAUUUUACGGACAGACCCGGGCUCUUCGGAUAUCAGCACGGGGAAAAACGGAGGAAUUAACAACAACGGAGCGGGGAGAGGCGGAGAGGUGGACGAGGAGAAGAAGUCCGCAGGAGAGGAGGAGGAGGGAGAAGGGGUGAAGGGGUCAGAGGUCGAGCGGUCCGAUGGGGGGAGUAUGGAGGAGGAAGAGGAGGAGGAGGAAAGCAGGAUGGUGGGCGUUCAGGGAGUCACGUCCACCUCAGCGCAGGUUCGGUGGGAUUUGGGCCGUCUCUCCGGAGCGUAUGUUGUGUGGAUGUACCAGAUUCAAUACAACUGCACCGCAGACGAGACGCUCAUCUACAGGAUUCUGCCCUCCACCAGUGACCGCUUCCUGCUCAAGAACCUGGUCUCCGGAGUGGAUUAUAACCUAUGCGUGCUCGCCAUUUUUGAUGACUCCAUUACAACAUUAGCGGCAACAAAGGUCCUGGGCUGCACCAGCUUUUCCACAAAGGAUGUUUACCCGGCAUGCCGUUCUCUCCAAGCACACUUCCUGGGUGGAACGCUCACUAUAUUGGUUGGUGGCAUCGUAGUGGUCACUCUACUUGUUUUUACCGUGGCGCUCAUGGUUCGUCAUCGUGUGUGCAACCAUACGGACCAUAUGAUAUGUCACAAUGGCAACACUGAGGCAGGAGGUGGAGCUUGUUGCCAAAGCGGAGGGCUAGGGGGCGGAGACAAAGGAGGGAACAGCAGUGGAUGUUACCAGUCCAAUGGCCAGGGGGACAUGAUGAUGGUGGUUCUCCCCAAUGGGCUGCCAGCCAAAAGAGGGGAGAAAGAGAAAGACAGUGAGAAAGAGAAGGAAGUGGUGGAAUCUGCCUCCUCUGUGCCUCCCAAACUGCCCCCUAAACCCCGGGCCAAGCCUAAGGUCAACCUGGAGCAGUUCCUGUCAGCAGGGGGCGUGGUCUCCACCAGCACAGGGGGGGAGAUGGCUUUGGUGGUGCGGCAGAGAAAGCUGGAGAAAGCUUACACCUCAGACAGUGACAGAACUCUGCUGUACUACUCCCCUUCCCCUCCCUCCACUCUGCCCCGGCGCUCACGCUCCAGGGAACGCCCCCCGCCACGGCUUGAGCGCGAGCUGACCAAUCGGGCCAGUUUUUCUCUGGCAGCCCCCCUCAGAGACGCUGAGCUGUUAGACUGGAGAAUGAACCCCAGAGGCCGGGACAAAUGGAACUCUUCCCAGGCGUACCAGAGCCCCAUAUCCCCCCUCAGCCCGGGCUGUGGGGCCAUCAGUAAGCGCCGCCACUCCCUGGAUAUGGGCUCGUCUGUGGCAUUGGCCAGUGACGCCGCGGCAACCGUGGCCAAGCGUUAUGGCGCCGUGAGCUAUGCCAAACGUCUGAGCGUCAUCUGGACCAGGAGGAGCCAGUCUCUGCACGGGAUGCUGGUGCAGUGCGCCUCCACCACAAGCACCACCUCCUCCACCACCAGUGACGAGGCCGACUCCGGGAGCAACUUUGGGGCACGCUGUGACUUUCAGCGGGGAUAUAUUCACGCGUACAACACAACAAACUCCAACUCUAACACAGGGAUCACCUGUGGGAAGGGUAAAGACAGCAAAGAGACCAAACGCGAGAAAAGUAAAGAAGGGAAGAGUGCGGAGGAGCUGGAGGAGAGUGUGGUUUAG
Boleophthalmus pectinirostris (great blue-spotted mudskipper) is the source of this 3105-nucleotide messenger RNA. Its product is annotated as leucine-rich repeat and fibronectin type-III domain-containing protein 4-like. Gene Ontology annotation, molecular function: protein binding. The record is from RefSeq and is a predicted model, not a curated record. The transcript has 6 exons. NCBI's taxonomy places the organism in Eukaryota, Metazoa, Chordata, Actinopteri, Gobiiformes, Gobiidae. Bases 1 to 3105 code for a protein of 1034 amino acids.